Molecule: messenger RNA, 1452 nt
Organism: Pelagomonas calceolata
Lineage: Eukaryota; Pelagophyceae; Pelagomonadales; Pelagomonadaceae
Source: the annotation of a GenBank genome assembly
CACUAGACUGACAACAGAGCGCAGUGCCAGCCUCUUUUACACGAAAUAACUCGCUACUGAUACGCAAGGCUUUGAUUCCAGGCCCCAGCCUCACCACUGAUCGCCCAAGCAACGUUUCCCCAGCAAUCAUGGACCCCACCGCCCUCCAGCACCUCCAAGCCCUAGCCCAGCAACACGCCCUCGACCUAACCAACGCAAAAAUAAGACGCACGAGCAGCCGCUUCUGCCUAGGAGUAGAACACGGCGACUACAACGGCACGAACCUCUUCGGCGUCGGCACGGACCGCUACAUCUGGGUCGCGUACAAGGCGAACGGCACGAAUACGAUACGCCUCGCCUCGGGCAACUUCCCGGACGACGGCUUGAUAACCUUCGCGAGCGGCGCCCAACCCACACCGCCCCUCACGGAGCAGCAGUCCAAGUCCUGGGCGCGCUUCCCGCACGGCGUCGACUUCGUGCUGCGGAAGGAGGGCCUGCUCCAGCAAUCAGUGGGCUUCGACGCCGUCGUCUGGGGCAACAUCCCGGGCGGCGGCAUGAGCCGGUUUUUAAGCCGCGUCGAUGGCGUCGGGGCCGGACGCGAUCAACAACGCGCCGCGCCGCAGGUCCGCGUCGCUCUGCCUCAACCUGAUCGCGACGUGGCUCGACGUGAACCAGGCGACGCUCCCGCCGCCGGCGCCGGGAAGCCUGGCGCGCGAGGUCGAGCUCGCCGUGCAGGUGGAGAACGCCUACGUCGGCAGCCCGUGCGGCAACCUCGACCAGAUCAUGAUUUGGCACGCACGGGAAAACGCCGGCACGCUCUACGAGCCCGAGGCCAAAAAGAUCAGUUACAUCCCGCUCGGCGCGGGCGCGCCGGACUUUGCCUUCGUGGCACUCGACACGGGCACGGACCGGCCCGGCCUCGAGAAGUCGACCUACAAAAUCAGAAGAGAGGAGUGCGACGCCUUCGCCGAGGAGCUCUUCGCGAAGAGUUUCAUUAAUAGACCGGUGCUCGCGGACGUCAAGGACUUCGGUAAAAUCCGCGACGCCUACCAUUCGACGGCGUGGGCGCCGCACCUGGAGCGCCUCGCGUACCUCGUGAGCGCCCAGCACAACUUCGGCGGGAUGAUCGACGCGUGGCGCAGCGGCGACGUUGCGAAGGUGGGCGAGAUGUUCAGAGCCGACGGCUGGGGGCUGCGCGACCUCUACUGCAUCAGCGGGCCGGAGCUCGAGACCAUGUGCGACAUCGCGCGCACCGUCGACGGUGUUUAUGGAGAGCGCAUGCUGGGGGGCGGCGACAAGGGCGCGGCCGGCGCCAUCGUGAGAGCGGACGCCGUCGCGGCGCUCAAGGCGGCCGUCGCGCGCGCCUACCCCCUGGCGCACCCGCUCUACAAGUGCGCCGUGCACGAGGUCCGCGUCACGACCGGCGUCGCGACGUUCGAGGGGGCGCUCUAAUGUGUGUUGACAGACAACGAA